Messenger RNA from Microthlaspi erraticum, 771 nucleotides. Lineage: Eukaryota; Viridiplantae; Streptophyta; Magnoliopsida; Brassicales; Brassicaceae. The record is from the annotation of a GenBank genome assembly.
AUGUCGAUCAAAAUUCUCGUUCUUGUUUUCUCUGCUCUGAUAAUCUCCGCGAGACCCGAAUUGAUCGCCGAUCAUCACUUAUCUACAAGGAUCUCUCCGUUUCCUUCUGAAUCUUCCUCGAAUUCGCCGUUUAUUCCUCCAUUGCCGCCGUUCACAGCCCAAUCUCCGGCGAUUGCGUCGACGUCUUUUACUCGUGUCCCUGCUUUGUUCGUGUUCGGAGAUUCUUCUGUAGAUUGUGGAACCAACAACUUUCUCGGGACCUUGGCGAGAGCAGAUCGGCUUCCGUACGGUAGAGAUUUCGACACGCAUCAGCCGACGGGGAGAUUUUGCAAUGGGAGGAUCCCCGUUGAUUUUCUAGAUAAAGAUCCGGCGAAGAUGUCAGGUGGCUUGGAUAUGUCACUUGAUGAUAUCAUCAAAUCUAAUCGAAAACCUACGGGAUCUCGUGGCCGAGGCAACGGUGGGAGUAGUAGCGGUGGUCGCGUAUUCGGUGGUACCGGUUCCGGUCCGUCUCGCCGAUUUGCUAACCGCGUAGGAAACAGAGCGGCUCCGUACUCAAGGCCGGUACAACAACAAGCUCAUGACGCCAUGUGGCAGAACGACGUUUUCGCGACUGACGCGUCUGUGGCGGCGGCUUUUGGGCAUCAAUCGGCAGGCAUUGGCGGUUCCUCAAUCGAGACUGGAACUAAGCUCUACAUUUCCAACUUGGAUUACGGUGUCUCCAACGAGGAUAUCAAGGUUUUUCCUCAGUCUUUAUCUCAUUCUCUGCGGUGA